Messenger RNA from Dicrocoelium dendriticum, 175 nucleotides. The record is from the annotation of a GenBank genome assembly. NCBI's taxonomy places the organism in Eukaryota, Metazoa, Platyhelminthes, Trematoda, Plagiorchiida, Dicrocoeliidae.
CUAUCCAUGCUGGACUUGUCAUAGGGACGGAAUAAAUGCUAUUCUCCGCGAAGUGGACAAGUAUUUCCUUCAAAUGAAAAAUCAUCGGAAAAGCCGCUUAUGCGCGCGCAGUGCUUCUCCGGUUGUGGAACAGUGGAUCCAUGUAACUGCAUUAUUCCAGACCCCGUGGUGGUAG